UUUGGUCUGCCGGAGGGAGGAGACGGUGAACAAUGAGGGAGCCGACUGGCAGGACCAGCAGAGGUGGAAAUCUGAAACAAACAGCCCCCUCCCCAACUCUGAAGUCUCACCGGACAGACUGACAAUGACAGCUGGCUUCAGUCGGAGAGGAGGCAUGAAGAUGUGUUUGUGCUCUACGCUGCAGAGAUCAGAGCUUUGCCGAGGCGCCUACAGUGCGCGGAUGUGAAUGGAUGGACUCGUAUCGCUGAAGUGGGUCCAGCGUACCGCCGGAGGAGCAGGAGAUAAACACGCAGCAGGUUAGGACCAGAGGAGAGACCUGAACCUGCGUCCUGCAGCUCCGUAUCAGGCUCUGAUUACACCAAACUCAGAAAAAAAAACCUUGGCUAGACGGAAGAAGACAGACUGAACUCAAGCAAACAACAAGGUUUUUAAUCAAGUAGACUCGGUUUAUUUCACUGAUCAAUAGCUGCAGGGAGAUCCGUUAUCAGCUGGAAGGUCGGAGCGGAGCGCAGCAGCUCUGCUCAGCGAGCGGAUGCAGGACCAUGGAGGAGAGAGACAGGUCGCCAGCAGCCUGCCACAUAGUGUCAAGGCGAGCCUGUCUCUUUCUCCGUCUGGGCUGGGACGGGCAGGCAGUGGUGGGGGCUCCCCCACAUCCAAAACAAGCUAUUGCGGAGGGGUCCCAGUGGAGGACAUGCAGGCGCUGGCCAUCAACUCUCUGUCUGCAGCAGAUGUAGCCAAACAAUACGAGCACAUCCGUGAACUGGGGAAAGGCACAUAUGGCAAGGUGGACCUGGUGGCGCACAGGACACAAGGCACGAAAAUGGCACUGAAGUUUGUCACGAAGAACAAGACGAAGCUGAAAAGUUUCCUACGAGAGUACAGUUUAACGGGCUCACUCAGCUGCAGCCCUUUCAUCAUCAAAGUCCUCGAUGUGCUUUUUGAGACAGAGGACAGCUACGUGUUUGGACAAGAAUACGCCCCCGCUGGAGACCUUUUUGACAUCAUACCACCACAGGUGGGUCUGCCUGAGGAGAUGGUCAAACGCUGCAUGCAACAGCUGGGCUUGGCCCUGGACUUUAUGCAUAGCAAGAGUUUGGUACAUCGGGAUGUGAAACCUGAAAAUGUUCUUUUGUUUGACCGCGAAUGUCGCCGCAUCAAACUAGCAGACUUUGGAAUGACCCGACGGGUGGGCUGCCGUGUGAAACGGGUGAGUGGCACCAUCCCCUACACGGCACCAGAAGUGUGUCGAGCUAACCGUGCAGAAGGGUUCCUUGUGACCACCAGUCUGGAUGUGUGGGCUUUCGGAGUGCUGGUCUUCUGCAUGCUGACUGGCAAUUUCCCUUGGGAAGCAGCGAUGCCAGCUGACGCUUUCUACGAGGAGUUCCGGCGCUGGCAGAAAGCAGGUUGCCCGGUGGGAACGUACCCGUCUCAGUGGCGCCGCUUUACAGAUGAUGCUUUGCGGAUGUUUCAGAGGCUGCUUGCAUCUGACCCAGACAAACGCUGUGGGGUCAAGGACAUCUUUUGCUUCAUCAAAUACGAGCUGGUCAGCGAGCUCCGGCGCAGAGCGUCUUACCGAGCAAAACGAGGCGAGAGGUCAAGCUCGGGAGUGUGUACUGGCAGUUGCUCCUCCUUGUCGUCAUCGCGUUCCUCCCACAGACACCCCGAUCCAUCCACCCCUCCAGGGACGUCCUGCCUCCGCCCAGCUCCACUUAAACGUAGCGUCCUCUCUGACCCAGUGUCUCCCAGAGAGGAAUCCGGACAGCACCCGUCUCCAGGCCGAGAAAAGAACAAAAGCCAGAUGGUGAUGGCGACAGCCAUAGAAAUCUGUGUGUGAUGAUGCUAACAUUAGCCCUGAAAAAACAGAUGGAUUUUCACAGCAACAACAAGCCACGAGGCAAUGUUAAUGACUACCACGGAGACUCUGUGAGAAAAGGAGAGGGACUAAGACUUUGGAAGAGAUUCUCAGGGUCCUGAUCCGAGCUGUGGAACUGGACAUCACCAAUCAGUGGACAUUUGGACAACACAUGCUGGUAUUCAAUGGGAUUUCAGUUUUCAUUUGUGACCAAAGACUUAUUCCUCUGCAGAGAAGCCAUGUAGGCAACAUUUGACAGUUAAUCAUUCCCCCAAUCUCACAUUGGUGUUUUCUCCCCAUUACACUGUGGUGGUGCUGAGUACUUUAUACUUAAUUUCACUCCAUGUCUGUACUUCAGUGGUACGUUUUGGCACUAGGUAGGCUAAAGUAACUGAGAAAGGCUAGUAACCACACUGUCUUUUCUCACGCUUCCUUCUAAGUUCUAAUGCAUAAAACCCAACGUGACCAAGAUAAAGAUGAAUAAAAACGUAUAAUCACAAUGUAGCAUUUUGUAAGAGAUGUGUUUUUCAAAUAGGUGCCUCAACUGAGUGGUUUUAAUGAAAGGCAUCAACUCAGGACACACUGGAGUAUCAGUUACUGUUUUUCAUUGGUGGAUAAUAAUUUAAAAAUUGGUACCUAUGAACAACUCAGUAAGAUUCUUUUAAAAAUGAAACAUUAGAAAAAUAGAGUGUGUUUCUUCUGACAAAAAAUGGACAACGAAAUGGUGGUGAGAUGCUCCUUGUGCUUUGAGAGAGAGAGACAGAGAGAGAGAGAGAGAGAGAGAGAGAGAGAGUGUGUGUGUGUGUGUGUGUGUGUGUGUGUGUGUGUGUGUGUGUGUGUGUGUGUGUGUGUGUGUUACUGUGUUUAAAUGCUAAAGCACAAGAUUUUUGUAAGAAGCUUAUAGAGAACCGUGGCUAUGUUGUACAUACCGUGAUAUUUCUAGGAGUUCACCAUAAAAUCAGGUAGUUCCAUGUAGCUGUACUGAUUUUCUACAACAGUAAUGGGUUUUCUGGUGUUAAGGUAACUGUUGGGGUCAACGCACUAGAUGUAGCAACAUCACCGGAAUAUUGUUAGAAAUACAACCAAUGAGUGUCUGAUCUCAACGUUUUGUGGUUGAUUUAACACGGUAGCAGCUGCUGUUUUGGUUUAUCUCAAGUCGAUCUGGUGGUUUUACUUUUUAAAUUUGACACACAUCAUUGAUCAUAUUCCUGCAAUGACCUGUGACCUUUACCCAAUCGUGAGCAUCCAUUGUUGCUUUGAAUUAAAAAAAUUUCACAGACUCAGUGAAGUCUAAUCAGAGCCGUGUUGAGGGUUGCUCAGAACAUGCUGUCUCAGUCCUUGGUUUAAUUUGGUCUUGUGGCUUCUCUAGGGUGUAAUCCAUCCUAAUGAAUCACCGGAAUAACAGAGCCCUGGCGUUUAUUGCUUGGGAAGAUGACCUCCGUGUGUUGAUCCUGAUUGAACGUGACCGGCGCACACGGAUCAGCCCCAGGUUUCGUCAAGAUGCAGAUAAUUGCACCGAAUGGCUUUUACAAAUGCACCGGUACAUUUCACACUUAUGUCUGUCAGGUUUUUCUUUUUUCCACUCUCUACCCAUGACAGCUUAUCUCCUCCGUCGCCGUAGUGACAGCGCUGGGAGUUUCUCAGGUUCAGUGUCUGUCCUCUUCUUGAGGAUUGGGUCUAAUUGAACACUAAUGAGAACUUGUUGCCCACUCCCUCCUCCUUCCAGUCAUGUGCAGCUCCACAUGACAGUUGCUUAGCUUAUUAUCCAGAAUGACACAUUUCAGCUGAAACACAUUUUUCUGCACUUUAUGAGCAACUCGUUAUGCAAUCUCAUUAGCUCCAAAGCUGAAGAUGCUUAAUCCUCUUUGAUUGAGCUUGAAGUGAUGUAAGGAUGAAUAGUACACUGAAAAAAAUGUAUUAUUUUUAAAUAUUAAAUAGUAGUUUAAAAAAAAGUCUAACUAAGCCACAAAAAUUGUAUAAAUUUGAUGCAAAUGUGUGAAAAUUAUUAACAACUAUAAGAAAUGGUUUAAAUAAAAAUAGAUUAGAUGCAGUGCACAAUUGAUGCAGAUUCUAGAUUUUAUUGCAGAUAAGAAAAAUUGUAGAGUACAGGUGAAAACAUGGUCAUUUUGUUAAAACAGUUGGGAUUUAUUUUCUACUUAUUUAGUAAAAUAUAAAGUAGAUGUUAUUUUCCAAAGCUGACAUCUAAAUUUAAAUAAGAUAACAUUUUUGUGAAGAAACAGCUAAAACUGUUCUUAAAAUUAAAAAGUUCAGAGGAGUUGAAGAAACCAUUUUGUGAAAACAUAAUUACAUUUCUGUAGAUUUGAAUGAAAAAGUAAAUUUGGAGGAUGUAAGUUUUAAAUUGACACUUCUGAGCCAAAAUGUAAAAAAAAGCCCUUUAAUAAAAGUUUGAUAAUAAAUAUGAGACAUUUUUAUUAAACCACUACAAUCUGGUCGCAGGUUUACUCCAGUGGCCAUUAAUAUUAAUAAAUAUUCUUUACUUAUAAAAACCCACAAAAAGUUUACAAUGUUCAUCAAAAUGUGACCUGAAUCCCUGGCGUCCACCUUGUUUCACUUUUCCUAAAGAAGACAGAAAUCCUGAAUUUGAAAAAAACUGUGUAAUAUUACAUGAACUAUGUAUUAUUUUAGCCUGCCAUAAAGAAUGAUUUAAAAGCAGGACACCAUGUGGACCAGACAGACAUCGCAAAGUUAUGUUUACAGAAAACUGGUUGGUUUAAUCAGCUGUUACUUUUCUGGUGUCAUUAGUAUCAUUAGACUACUCUCAGUAGAAAUGUGAACUGUUGUUCUCUGUUGACUGUUAAACCUGGAAUUGUAAAAAUAAAGUGUUGAAUUAUAUCUUUUUUGAACUGAGACUUUAGCCUUCCUCUAAUCUACCCUAAUCCAACGAUGAACCCUUAAUUCUGCCACAGAUCUCAUUUUAGAAUCAAAUGAUUGUAAAUAUUGUACACAUUCAGCAAAGAAAGAGGGAGAAACAUGUUAAUUUAUGUUGAAAUAAAUUUAUACAUCACA
This is a messenger RNA of Nothobranchius furzeri (turquoise killifish), 4879 nucleotides long. It is a transcript of the gene sbk1, whose product is annotated as SH3 domain binding kinase 1. Gene Ontology annotation, biological process: peptidyl-threonine phosphorylation; peptidyl-serine phosphorylation. Gene Ontology annotation, molecular function: protein serine/threonine kinase activity; ATP binding. The record is from RefSeq and is a predicted model, not a curated record. NCBI's taxonomy places the organism in Eukaryota, Metazoa, Chordata, Actinopteri, Cyprinodontiformes, Nothobranchiidae.